ACAAUGAAACAAGGGGCACAAUGAAACAGUGGUUGUUUCCUCCAUAUUUGAAAUAACAGACUGGUGGCACUAGUGGUGGUUGGGAUCUGUACUACAACAUAGAACAUUGGAGCAAGUAGAAGAUGCUAUCAUGUAUUCUAUGGAUAGCAUGCGACUUUAGUUGUUUUGGUAGCUCAAAAGUAAAAAUUUUGUAUUUAUGUUAAUUUUAUUUUACAAAUAUUGUUUUGAAAACAUGUGUUUGUUGAAGAGACUGUUGGAAAGGGUGUAGAUCACUUUUUAAUCAACAUAACAUCAUGGUUCGAAACAGAGUGAGAAAAACGGAAAAGGGAAACUUUUCCGAAGGUAACAUGUGUGAAGCUGUUGCGUUAGUUCAAAAUGGUUUCAGCUUGCGCAAAGCUGCGACUGCCAAAGGACUAAAAUAUGCAACACUUUGUCGGUAUGUGAAGAAGAAAAAAUUAGCUGGCCCAGAGGUAAGCAUUAGGAUGUGCCCACAUUAUGACUGUAGAAAGGUUUUUACCAAAGAGCAAGAAGAUGAUUUAGCGAAAUAUUUGUUGAAAUGUUCCAAGAUGUAUUAUGGCUUGACAACAAAAGACUGUAGACAUUUAGCUUAUGAAAUGGCAAAUGUAAAUGGAAUAACCUGUCCAAAGAAUUGGGAAGAGAAGCAUUUGGCAGGCAUAGACUGGUUUUCAAAUUUUAUGAAGAGGCAUCCUGAUAUAAGUCUUCGGUCUCCAGAAACAUGCAGCUUGUCAAGAGCUACUUCUUUCAACAAAAUGAAUGUGAAUUUGUUUUUUGACAACCUUGAAAAAGUGUACAAAGCACACUCUGAAUUUGCUGAUGGAACUAGAGUGUUCAACCUCGAUGAAACAGCUACAUCUACUGUCCAAAAACCGCAGAAAGUCUUGGCUGAAAAAGGGUCGCGGCAAGUAGCAAAAUGCACGAGUGCUGAAAGGGGCACAACUGUUACUACUUGUUGCAUUGUAAGUGCUAGUGGAAACACAGUUCCUCCUGUAAUGGUAUUUCCCAGGGUGCAUUUUAAACAACACAUGAUAAAAGAUGCUCCAGCUGGUACAUUAGGACUUGCCACACCCUCAGGGUGGAUGAAUUCAGAGCUUUUCAUUGAAGUCAUGAAGCAUUUCGUUCGCCAUACGAACAGCUCUAAAGAUUCUCCUACAUUACUUUUAUUUGAUAAUCAUGAGAGUCACUUGUCUCUUGAAGUGAUAAAUAUUGCCAGGGACAAUGGGGUAACAAUUGUAACCUUCCCUCCCCAUUGUUCCCACAGGUUACAACCUCUGGAUGUUGCUGUAUACAAAGCAUUCAAGUCGUUCUACAAUGCAGCGGUUGAUACCUGGAUGAUGCAACACCCUGGUAACACACUGACACUAUAUGACAUAGCUGGCAUCGUGAAAAUCGCUCACGAAAGAGGCUUGACACCAGGAAACAUUAUGUCAGGUUUCCGAAAAUCAGGAAUUUACCCUUUUGAUCGACAUAUCUUCACAGACAAAGACUUCCUCUGCAGUUUUGUCAGUGACAGAGCACCACCUGAACAGAAACAACAUGAGCAAACUCUACCAACAACUUCUCUGCAUUCUACAGAAAUGGACUCAUCAGCAUCCCUUCAGUCUACAGAAAUGGUUGAGCUUUCAAUGAAUGAAGCUGCAGAUAAUUCAGUUGUUUCUGAAGCUGAAAAAGAGGAACUUGCAUGUAAUUCUUCUGAGCAAAGAAUCACACCUAACAAAAAUGCCUAUUGGACAACUUACAAAAGCCCAGAGUUGUUCAAGGGUUAUCCGAAAGCUGGCAACCGGAAACGAAAAUGUAAUUAA
Bacillus rossius redtenbacheri is the source of this 1820-nucleotide messenger RNA. RefSeq lists its product as uncharacterized. The transcript is spliced from 2 exons. Gene Ontology annotation, molecular function: DNA binding. Bases 294 to 1820 code for a protein of 508 amino acids. Gene Ontology annotation, cellular component: nucleus. The record is from RefSeq and is a predicted model, not a curated record. Lineage: Eukaryota; Metazoa; Arthropoda; Insecta; Phasmatodea; Bacillidae.